UGAAGGAGGGAAGGAGCAGGAGAGCAGGAAGGAAACGCAGGAGGAGGGAGCAGCAGCUCCUUUGAACACAGAGGAGGAUCUGUUUGCUGUUAAAAUCAGUCUCCCUCGGCACCCUGAACGAUGGAUAUAAUAUUUGGCAGGAAUAGGAAAGAACAGCUGGAGCCUGUGAGGGCCAAAGUGACAGGCAAGAUUCCAGCAUGGCUGCAGGGAACCCUGCUCCGCAACGGGCCUGGGAUGCACACGGUGGGGGAGUCCAGAUACAACCAUUGGUUCGACGGCCUUGCCCUGCUUCACAGCUUCACCAUCAGAGACGGUGAAAUCUAUUACAGGAGCAAAUACCUGAGAAGCGAUACCUACAAUGCCAAUAUUGAGGCAAACAGGAUUGUGGUGUCUGAAUUUGGAACAAUGGCCUAUCCGGACCCCUGCAAAAACAUAUUUUCCAAAGCUUUCACCUACUUGUCUCACACCAUCCCCGAUUUCACAGACAACUGCCUGAUCAACAUCAUGAAGUGCGGAGAAGACUUCUAUGCGACCUCAGAGACCAAUUACAUCAGGAAAAUCAACCCACAGACUCUGGAAACCCUGGAGAAGGUUGAUUAUCGUAAAUACGUGACGGUAAAUCUGGCAACGUCACAUCCCCAUUAUGAUGAGGCUGGAAAUGUUCUCAACAUGGGCACAUCCAUUGUGGAAAAGGGGAAGACAAAAUAUGUGAUUUUUAAGAUCCCUGCCACAGUACCAGAGGGCAAGAAGCAAGGGAAGAGUCCCUGGAAGCACACGGAGGUGUUCUGCUCCAUCCCGUCCCGCUCCCUGCUCUCCCCAAGCUACUACCACAGCUUUGGAGUCACCGAGAACUAUGUCAUCUUCCUUGAGCAGCCUUUCAGGUUGGAUAUUCUCAAGAUGGCAACCGCAUACAUCCGGAGAAUGAGCUGGGCCUCCUGCCUGGCUUUCCACAGGGAGGAGAAGACUUAUAUCCACAUCAUCGACCAAAGGACCAGGCAGCCUGUGCAGACCAAGUUUUACACAGACGCCAUGGUGGUCUUCCAUCACGUCAACGCCUAUGAAGAGGACGGCUGCAUCGUGUUUGACGUUAUUGCCUACGAGGACAACAGCCUCUACCAGCUCUUCUACCUGGCCAACCUGAACCAGGACUUUAAGGAGAACAGCAGGCUCACCUCGGUCCCCACCCUCAGGAGGUUUGCCGUGCCCCUCCACGCGGACAAGAAUGCAGAAGUGGGCUCAAAUUUAAUCAAAGUGGCAUCUACAACAGCCACGGCCCUGAAGGAAGAAGAUGGCCAAGUCUACUGCCAGCCGGAAUUUCUUUAUGAAGGCUUAGAGCUUCCACGGGUCAAUUAUGCUCACAAUGGAAAGCAAUACCGAUAUGUCUUUGCUGCAGGAGUUCAAUGGAGUCCAAUCCCAACCAAGAUAAUAAAAUAUGACAUUCUCACAAAGUCAUCCUUGAAAUGGAGAGAGGACGACUGCUGGCCAGCGGAACCUCUGUUUGUGCCCGCACCAGGUGCCAAGGAUGAGGAUGACGGAGUAAUCCUAUCAGCCAUUGUCUCUACGGAUCCCCAGAAGCCACCUUUUCUGCUCAUUCUGGAUGCCAAAAGCUUUACAGAAUUGGCCCGUGCCUCCGUUGAUGUCGAUAUGCACAUGGAUCUCCAUGGAUUAUUCAUCGCAGACAUGGACGGGGACGCAAAAAAGCAGGCCGCUUCUGAGGAACAGCGGGACAGGGCUUCCGACUGCCACGGGGCUCCUCCGACCUGAUGAUGUUGAGGUUUGGACAGGGGAGGGAAGCUUGGCUGUCAGAACCCCAUGGAUACAUUUCUUUGGAUAGAGGAGAGGGCCUUGGUUACCUUUUGUACUUAUUCUUUCUGUGGGUGCUUUCACAAGGGCAUGGCAAGGGACCUUGUCAGUAUCAUUUCUUUCAUUUUAUUUUGGCCGUAAAAA
Rhinopithecus roxellana (golden snub-nosed monkey) is the source of this 1947-nucleotide messenger RNA. RefSeq names its product beta-carotene oxygenase 1 (gene BCO1). Gene Ontology annotation, biological process: carotene catabolic process; retinal metabolic process. The transcript is spliced from 11 exons. The record is from RefSeq and is a predicted model, not a curated record. Lineage: Eukaryota; Metazoa; Chordata; Mammalia; Primates; Cercopithecidae. Bases 121 to 1764 code for a protein of 547 amino acids. Gene Ontology annotation, molecular function: carotenoid dioxygenase activity; beta-carotene 15,15'-dioxygenase activity.